UUCCAGAAUGUGCAUUAUUGUAGUGAUAAGUACCGCUUCGUUCGUUCAGCUAACAUAAUUAAGCUCUUAUUAUUGUAUUAUUAUUAUUUGUUGUUGUUAUCAUUCCACUGUAGAAAUGCAGGUUGGACAUCGUUUCAAGUCAUGCCUCUCAUUCUCAUUUAUCGUCGCUUUUUCUGCAUUAACAUGGCAGCAUCGAACAACUACGAUUUGAUGAACGCUGAAGGAUCUGAAAUGACCAAUCAGGCCGAAUCUUCCGAAACAUCACGUUUUCAAGGAUUAGACUACAAGACCAUGAUCGGAAUUCUAAAGGCCAACAUGAAAGAGGCAGACUCCAUGUUGGAUAAAGUUUCUGAGCUCAGCAUAAAAUUUGGAGAACAUCUGACAACAUUGACGACCAUUGUCGAUCCGGAAGCAAAUGCCAUACUGUUCAGGAAGAUGCCGGGCUUUGACCUUGACGCCGUUGAUGAACAGUUUCCAAUUCCAAAGGAAGAGGUGGAGUCAAGGUACGAAAAGCUGUGUGAGAUGCUUGACAACGAGACGGAAAAGCAAUUGUCAAAUCAACAAGAAACUUCUGCAAAUCUGGCGUCGUCAGUGGCAGAUGUAAAUAGAACUGGGGCUUCCAAGGAAUGAACAAGUUUUAAUUUCCAUUCGUUUAUUGAAAUACAUCACAGGUCGCUUAAAUUUCCGGUGUUUAAAAAAUUCUUUGAAAUAUUAUUUUAAUAAUUCCACAUCAUUAAAUCCAUACUUAUAUUAAAUGUUAGUUAAUAUCAGUUAAAACAUUCAAUGAUUAAAAUUUGAAUUGUUCAAUA
This is a messenger RNA of Folsomia candida, 809 nucleotides long. RefSeq lists its product as uncharacterized. The transcript is spliced from 3 exons. Bases 142 to 630 code for a protein of 162 amino acids. Lineage: Eukaryota; Metazoa; Arthropoda; Collembola; Entomobryomorpha; Isotomidae. The record is from RefSeq and is a predicted model, not a curated record.